GCUUUUCUUCAUGCUUUGUGCCUCUAUUUAAGCCGACACUCUGUCCUCCAUUUAAUCUUUUAAGUAACUAAACCAUUAUGACCCUGCUAAACAGUUUGGCAUGAAGUCCAUACUUGAUUCAUUAUGGCACCUUUUUAUCACAUAAUUGACCAUAGAAAUCUCUCUCUCAGGGGCAUGACAGAGGGAAUCACUCUUCUGAUCCUCGCUGUUCAGACUGGACUGAUUGAGCUACAGGUCAUCCACAGAGCCUUCCUCCUCAGCAUCAUCCUCUUCAUUGUAGUGGCCUCCAUCUUGCAGUCUAUGCUGGAAAUUGCUGAUCCCAUAGUGCUGGCGCUGGGAGCCUCCAGAGACAAGAGUUUAUGGAAGCACUUUCGUGCGGUUAGCCUGUGCUUGUUCCUCCUGGUGUUCCCAGCCUACAUGUCCUACAUGAUAUGUCAGUUCUUCCACAUGGACUUCUGGCUGCUGAUCAUCAUCUCCUCCAGCAUUCUGACCUCACUACAGGUGCUGGGCACACUGCUGAUCUACGUGCUCUUCAUGGUGGAGGAGCUCCGCAAGGCUCCGGUGGAGAACAUGGAUGAUGUCAUCUACUGGGUGAAUGGCACCUACAGACUGCUGGAGUUCCUGGUUGCGCUAUGCGUGGUCGCGUACGGCGUGUCGGAGACUGUGUUCGGGGAGUGGACCGUGAUGGGCUCUACCAUCGUACUCAUCCAUUCUUACUAUAACGUGUGGCUGAGGGCCCAGCUGGGCUGGCAGAGUUUCCUGCUCCGCAGAGAUGCUGUCAACAAGAUCAAGAACCUGCCUACAGCUUCUCGCCAACAACUCCAGCAGCACAAUGACAUCUGUUCCAUCUGCUACCAG
Sinocyclocheilus grahami is the source of this 858-nucleotide messenger RNA. RefSeq names its product RING finger protein 145-like. The annotation marks the transcript as partial. Gene Ontology annotation, molecular function: ubiquitin protein ligase activity. Gene Ontology annotation, biological process: ERAD pathway; proteasome-mediated ubiquitin-dependent protein catabolic process. The record is from RefSeq and is a predicted model, not a curated record. Gene Ontology annotation, cellular component: endomembrane system. The transcript has 3 exons. NCBI's taxonomy places the organism in Eukaryota, Metazoa, Chordata, Actinopteri, Cypriniformes, Cyprinidae.